Molecule: messenger RNA, 4202 nt
Organism: Sebastes umbrosus (honeycomb rockfish)
Lineage: Eukaryota; Metazoa; Chordata; Actinopteri; Perciformes; Sebastidae
Product: vitamin D3 receptor A
Exons: 10
Coding region: 328-1590 (420 amino acids)
Biological process (GO): positive regulation of transcription by RNA polymerase II; negative regulation of transcription by RNA polymerase II; cell differentiation
Cellular component (GO): nucleus
Molecular function (GO): vitamin D response element binding; nuclear receptor activity; zinc ion binding
Source: RefSeq, a predicted model, not a curated record
UUAUAUAUAUGUAUAGAUAUGCCUGACUGUUAAACCACGGGGGGGGCGGGACUCUGGAGAAGUGCUGCCCGUCUAUGUUGAUACAGAUCUAACAAACUGGACUAACACAGUGUCUGCUUACGUUGCCCUACGCAUGGACUAAUUUUGCUUUUAUAUAUCGGAGGAAAAGUUUUUCGGCGUGGGGGAAAUUGUAAAAAAAAAAAAAAAAAGAAGCUGCCUUCAACUCUCCACUGACUGACUCGGGAACAUUUUGGCGACCUGGCUCCAACAUUUACCCCCCCCCUCUCUGCUACUGCACAAAGUGAAGGUUGAUAUGCCACAUCAGUGAUGGAGCCCAUGACGGUGACGACGUCGGUGGUCGGACCGGAUGAGUUUGACCGCAACGCCCCGCGGAUCUGUGGCGUGUGCGGUGACAAGGCCACCGGCUUCCACUUCAACGCCAUGACCUGCGAGGGCUGCAAGGGAUUCUUCAGGCGCAGUAUGAAGCGUAAAGCCGCCUUCACCUGUCCAUUCAACGGGAGCUGCACCAUCACCAAGGACAACCGGCGUCACUGCCAGGCCUGUCGUCUCAAACGCUGCAUUGACAUCGGCAUGAUGAAAGAGUUCAUCCUGACAGACGAGGAGGUUCAGAGGAAGAAGGACAUGAUAUUGAAGAGGAAAGAGGAGGAGGCGGCCCGGGAGGCGAUGAGGCCACGUCUGAAUGAGGAGCAGGCCCGGAUCAUCUCCAGUCUGGUGGAAGCUCACCACAAGACCUACGAUGCCUCCUAUUCUGACUUCUCCCGCUUCAGGCCUCCAGUGCGUGAAGGCCCAGUAACACGCAGUGCCAGCAGAGCCGCCUCCCUUCACUCUUUGUCUGAUGCCUCCUCUGACUCAUUCAACCACUCACCUGAGUCUGUGGACACCAAGAUGAACUUCAGCAACCUGUUAAUGAUGUACCAGGAUGGCGCUAGCAGUCCAGACUCCAGUGAGGAGGACCAAAAGCUGUCCAUGCUGCCCCACCUGGCUGACCUGGUCUCCUACAGCAUCCAGAAGGUCAUCGGCUUCGCCAAGAUGAUCCCAGGCUUCAGAGAACUGACGGCAGAAGACCAGAUCGCCCUGUUGAAGUCGAGUGCCAUCGAAAUCAUCAUGCUGCGUUCAAACCAGUCAUUCAGCCUGGAGGACAUGUCCUGGAGCUGCGGGGGGACUGACUUCAAAUACUGCAUCAAUGACGUCACAAAGGCGGGUCACACUCUGGAUCUGUUGGAGCCGCUGGUGAAGUUCCAGGUUGGUCUGAAGAAACUCAACCUGCACGAGGAGGAACACGUGCUGCUCAUGGCCAUCUGCCUGCUCUCCCCAGAUCGUCCCGGCGUCCAAGACCACGGACGCAUCGAGCAGCUCCAGGACCACCUGUCGGAGACGCUGCAGGCCUACAUCCGGGUCAACCACGCCGGCGGACGCCUCCUCUACGCCAAGAUGAUCCAGAAGCUGGCCGACCUGCGCAGCCUGAACGAGGAGCACUCCAAGCAGUACCGCUCGCUCUCCUUCCAGCCCGAGCACAGCAUGCAGCUCACCCCGCUGGUGCUGGAGGUGUUCGGCAGCGAGGUGUCAUAGCAGAGAAUGAGGCCCGCUCGCACACAUCCACACACUCAUCACACAUCACAGGAUGAUCAACCAACCAUUACCGCCUUUUCCCCGAGAGAACCCCGGCCCUGAUAUACCUGGACAAUGAGGGAGAACGAUGGAUCAUCAGAUAGGUAGACUUCACCUCUUCUUCAUCAUCUGCCCAUCCUCCUCCUCCUCCCGACCUCUGAUGCCUGGACCUCUGGAUUUAUAAGACACCUGAAUAUGCUGUGGAUGUCUGCAGCACUUGGAUAACCAGAUUUAUAUUUUAACUUCUGGAUUCGCAAACACAGUACCGCAUUAAAUGUCGUCACGUCGGGGCAGAUAUCCCGACGCAGAUGGACAUCCUGAUCCUCUCCAAAUCCACAAACUCGCCUUUUCUCAUCACCACCUUUUCCCCCGGACAUCACCGCUAGAUUCCUGCCAUAUUUUUUUUACAGCGAAGACAGCAUGAUGGAUGUGACGGUCGCAUCCCUUUUAACCAUCAUCCUCAUAACAUUGUUCCAUGUUCACAUCAUCGCCACGACAGAUACACCGAUUUUUACAUCUAUUAACCACGCUGGCACUCGCAAGUUCCAGAUAAAAUUGCUAGCAAAUGUUACUACACUUGUGUUAGAUAGCUUUGUUGACAGCAAAGACAUCCAAAUAUAUCAAACAUCAACAUGGCCAGCGAGCUUACAGUAAUAUAAUGGAAAGAAACUGGGUUUACCGGUUUAAAAAAAAUAUUUGGUUAAGUCGGGCUGCUUGGCCCCGUGUAUCUGUGUAUGUGCAUAGAGAGGUCUGAGAUGGUCGGCUGAAGCGAAGAAAGCAAGUUCAGUUUGGGAACGGUGAGAAGAGAGGUGAGAUUUGGAGGAACGAGUAAAAGGAUAUGCUACGGUUGGAAUUCCCUGUUCACAAGACAAAAGGGAAUUUCACAAAACAAGAAUGUAUGUAUAAUGCUAUAUAAAUAUAAAUGAUACGUAUAAGCUGAUAUAUAUGAAUAUAUAUAUAUAUAUAUACAUAUAUAUAUAUAUAUAUGUAUAUAUAUAUAUAUAUAUUUAAGAAAGCGAAACAUGGUUGCUUCCAUGGAAGCAAAUGAGUGUUGUAUAAUGUAGAGGAUUUGAAGGCCCCCUCCUCAGUUGUGUGUGUGUGUGUGUGUGUGUGUGUGUGUGUGUGUCGUCUUCUAAAAGACAAACGCACACACACAUUAGAAAAGCGCUGAGAAGUGUGUGAGGAGUCCUUCUAUUUUUGUGACGUGUGUACAGUAAAUGAGAAUAUCGAUGGACCACAAGGGGGUGUGUGCAGGCUCUGGCCGAGGGUUCAGUGCAGGGAAGCGCUUCUCUGUUGUCAUUUUUUUUUUUUUUGGACCUGUGAAGUUCGUAGACCGACACACGCAAACACAUCGUCAUGUUUCGUGGAUAGCGACUAUCCAAAAAUAUUUCUUCGGCUGGUUAGAUUGCUGCUAAGACAGUUCGAGCUAGAUAGUUGGAGAGAAAAAACCAACUACCGGCUGUUGCCUCAGGGAAAAGUUUGUCUGAUGAUUAUUGUGUACUUGGUGUUUAUGGUGUGUGUGGCGUAAGCUUACAAUCAUUAGACAGAGAUUGUUUUUAAAGCUCCAGGCAUCACUGUGAUUUCUAAUCAUACUAAAUAUAACAGCGUAAGUAAGCUACAAGUGAAACUUUUUUGAAAUACUACAAGAUUUUCAUUCCUAAUCUCAAUUAAAAAAAAACUCCUGCAUGAUCGUACAGUCCAUUAGAGAUCACCUUCCUAUUAAAUGGCUAACAUGUUAAAAUAGGGUGUUAAAGCAUUGAGGGAUUAAUAUCAGCCUUAAGUUUAUUUUUUCAGGUUCAAAGUGAAUAAUCUACAGAAGGUAGCAAUGUGCAGCAGUUAAAACAAUGUAGUGUUUUUGGAAUGAAAUCCUUCAGAUACUUCACAGCUGAGUUAUGAAACACAAGAAAUAACUUUUUUAUAUUAAAUAUAAAAGCAAGCCUCAUACCUUUUUUUUUUUGUCACAUUGAUAUCAUUUCAACACCAGCCACAUAAGCGAGGUUUUUUAGGAUGUUACUUUUCAACAUCACUACAUAUCAUAUAUCACGUUUUCAGUGGACACGGAGCAUGCUCACCCCCUCACACAGGCCUGGAUCGCCCCCUUGUGGACAAACUUUGUAAAUACCACUUGCUAAGUCUGUACAUAGUUAGAGAUUAAUGUAGGCAGAAUACUAAGAGAAUUCAAUUGUUGAUGGCAAGAUGCUCUGGAGAUACAGCACUAUAUGCAAUUAGGAGAUGGACUCUUAUGUUGUGUUCAACUAGAAUAGACAGAGGUGGCAGUCCUGGUGAAGUUACUGAGUUGUUUCAGGGUGGGCUGAAGAAGACUGGACAGAAUGGCUUUUUAAAAGCUAUAUUUAUACUUCUUUUUAAUUUUGGCACCCAACAUUCAGCAAAUUGAAAUUCAACCAACUUCAUUACAACAAAAUUCUGAUAUUAGGUGUUUCACAGAUCAACACACCUACAAGAACAUUAAGAAAGAACUAGGGCUGUCAUUCGAUUAAAACAUUUAAUCACACAUUUUUUAUCUUAAAAUGAGAUUUGUCAAGUAUUUAAUACUCUUAUCAACAUGGGAGUGG